Molecule: messenger RNA, 1756 nt
Organism: Paramecium sonneborni
Lineage: Eukaryota; Ciliophora; Oligohymenophorea; Peniculida; Parameciidae
Source: the annotation of a GenBank genome assembly
AUGUAUGAAAAAAAAUCAUAAGCAGAUAGGCCAACAUUGAAGGUUUAAGAAAGAAAUUCAAAAUCAAUCACUCUAUGGAGCAAUAUAGAUCUUUAAAAUAAUUUGAAUUCUGUUCCAUCACUUUAUACUGUAGAAAUUUAAAAAACCUACCCAAAAUUUCAGUCAAGAUUUAAAUCAGUAAAGGCAAGAAUAAAUGUAGAAACAGAAACGGAAUAAUAAUAAUAAUAAUAUUAACUAAGUGAAUUAAUUAGAUUACAUACUUAAAUAAGCUCUAUAGAUCAUGAAGUUAAUUAAUAAAAAUCUUUCUAACCCUUAUUUGAAUGUUUUGAGCUGUUAAAUAAUUAAAUUGAUAGUUUGAUAUAAAUAAGAAUAGAGUAUAAUUAAUUAACAGCAUAAAAUGGAUAAUUAAAUUUUCCAUAGAUUGGUAUAGAAUUAGAAAAUACAUCUAAAAUAACAUUAUUGUCAGAAAAAAUUAAGGAUUGUAUUAAUUAACAAAAAUAAGUUGAAGAAAAACUUAAUUUAGAGAUUAAUUAACUAGAAUCAUAAAAAAAUGAAAUUAACCAAACUUUAAAUCCUAUAAAUGAUGAAGUUUUAUUACUGGAAAAAUAGUUAAAAAAUAUUGAAAAUUAAAACGGUUUUUUAAAUUAAUAAUCGAAUAAGAAAUUCUUUUAAUUGAGUAUUCUUUAAGAAUAAUUUAAUUGUUUUAAAAGAUGUUCAAAAUAGUUAUGUAUUCUAGUCUAAAAAUAAAAAGUUUAUGAUCAAAAUUAUGAACCUUAUUACAUUAUCAGAAAUUAAAAAUAUAUAGAAAUUAAUUCUAGAUCUGAUUAAUAAAUUCUUAUGUCUGAAAAUAAGAAAUCUUAAGCUUUCAUAUAAAAAAACAGUAAUAGAUUUGAUUAAAUUAUUCAUCGUAAAUAAUUCGUAAAUGAAGACUUAAGCUCUGAAUUAUUGAAGCAUACAUAUGUGUUUUUCAUUUAAGUUCUUUGUAAAUCUAUAAAAAAUUUAUAUAAAUCAUAUCCUUUUAAUAGCAAUGAAAUUUCAGCUAUAUUUUAAACAUAAAGAGUAUCUGAUGAUUAAUAUGUAAAGAUAAAUUAGAUAUUGAAUUAAGAGAAAAAAUGUGCAGAAGAUUAAGAUGUAUUUAAUUUCAUAUAAUCUUAUAGUCAAUAGUAAUGUUUAUAGUUCGUAAACCAAGUGAUUUUUUUUUAUAAUUUAUUGUAAAAGUAAUAGAAUGCAUGUAAUCUUUUGAAAAUCAAUUUUGUGGUUUAUCAGAUUUAAAUUUACAUUACAAUAUAUUGAAUUUUAAGGAAGACACAAUUCGAUAAAUAUUUUAAAGUCCUUUAAAAGAGUAUGAUAAUAAAUUGAAUUAGAUUAGUGUAAAAAAAUAUUGAUUUUAUUAGUUAAAUGUUUCAGAUUCUGAAAUAAUUUAAAUUAAAUUAGAAUUGAAAUUGAAACAUAAGUUAUCAAGAAAUAUUCAUUUUUUAUAUGUAAUUUAGGAAAAAAUAACAAAUCAAGAAGCAUUUUGUAGACAGUUUAAAGAUUGCUAUAAAAAGAAAAAAGGUCUUAAAGAUUAAAUAGGUUCUGUAUUAGAAUCUAUUAUAAAAGUAAAUAUAUUAAUAAUUAUUUUAAGAAUGCUGAUAAAUUCUUAAUAAUUACUGAGAUGCCAGAAAUGAUUAAGAUGACAUGUAAUUAAUAAAAAAAGUUAAAUUAAUUGAAAAAUUUAAUCCAUUUUUCUUAAACAAUGGCAUCAAAAAGAUAAUGA